Molecule: messenger RNA, 1359 nt
Organism: Rotaria socialis
Lineage: Eukaryota; Metazoa; Rotifera; Eurotatoria; Philodinida; Philodinidae
Source: the annotation of a GenBank genome assembly
AUGAUUACUAGCAAUGACAAUGAUUCCAGUAUUAUUGCACGCAUCUAUUCAAAUUUAGUCGAGGUAAUUAUACCACUUCAACAAGAGCUACCUCUUGAAUUUUCAGCGAAUGAAUGGUCUUUUAUGCGAACCGAUUCGAUUACGCUCUUGAAUGCUAAUAUAACAUCACAAACCGUUGUCGAGAAGAAAAAAUUAUUAAACAAUAUUUCCAUUUAUGUUCGCUGGCCUCCAUCGCAUGGCAUUGAUCUGAAAGAAGCAAAACUUGUCGAUGAAGAGAGAAGAUUAGUUAAAAUACGUCCUGAAAAUAAAACCGAGUUUAUUUAUUACAUACUACCAGAAAAUGAGCCUAUCAUGUAUGUCAACGAAUAUCCAUCGGGAUCACGAUUCUAUGUUGACUUCACUUACAAGAAUAUGCAAGCUGAUCAACCGGUGUACGUGAGUUAUCUUUCUACAAAUCUAAAGUGGAAAGUAAACUAUCAGUUGAUGCUCGAGAAUGAGGAUGCAAAUUUGUCACUGCUCAUCGCCAUGGCCGAUAUUCGGAAUGAUGCUCCAUCAGCAAUGUCUCUAGAGCAAGUGGAGCUGUUUGCUGGUGACAUCAAUAUAAAAGUGCCUAGCUCAUCGUUAAUGUCGCACCACCGCUUCAUGGCAAUGGAGAGCGUCAUGGCCACGUCGAAUUAUAAUAUGUUUGACUCAGAAAACGAAAACUUCGUUUUCGAGUAUGCAGAACUUAAUGGAGUCUAUGCAUAUAAGAUCGAUAAACCAUUUUAUAUUGGUGGUAUGACCAAUUAUAUCCUAUCUAUGUUUCAUGAUAGAGUUAAUAUUGAACAGUACGUAAAAAUUUCAAUAUCGUCUUAUGGUGUUUCCGCAUUGGAAGGUAAAGGAAAACGCUCCUAUCGGCUUAAAUCAUCUAAUCGGUUUUUACCGCAAGGGACAUGCAUUGUACGCCAUUCGAAACGUAUUAUAGGCGAAACACAAUUAUCAAACAUUGCCGUAAAUCAGUGGUAUGAAUUUAUGUUAGGAGACGAUCCAGAUAUUGCCUAUCAACAAUAUUCUACUCUACUCUCUACUACACUUGAUAAAGAUAAAGUUGAAUCCAUGAAAUCGCAGCGUCGAUCAGUCUAUGCGAUUGAGAUUCGUUUAAGCAAUUUUAAAAAGAGCUCUGUUGAUGUUAAAUAUUCAUAUAACGUUAAUGGUUACACACUGAUACGUUUGUUACCUUCUCAAUCAUCUUCGUUGAAUGUAAAUGAAUCGCAAUCAUUAUUCCAACAGAAAGACUCAGACAUUAAAGCAAACAUAAAGAUCGCUGCUAACGAACUUCAAACAUUUUCGUAUGAAAUCGAAGUAGUCAGAAAUGAGUAA